Molecule: messenger RNA, 553 nt
Organism: Mizuhopecten yessoensis (Yesso scallop)
Lineage: Eukaryota; Metazoa; Mollusca; Bivalvia; Pectinida; Pectinidae
Product: snaclec B9-like
Exons: 3
Coding region: 101-538 (145 amino acids)
Source: RefSeq, a predicted model, not a curated record
UAGGAAGAUUGUGUUAUAAAAAGCCUUGACGACAUUCAAGUAUGUACACAAACUAAAAGCGGACGCGUAGACUCAAAUCACAAUCUCAGAGGAUCAUAAAAUGGAAAUAAUGAGAGCUGUUUUUUUGGUUUUGGUUUUUGUCCAAGUGGAUAUCACUCAUCAACAAAAUAUCCUCCCCGAGCACAGAAGACGUCACUGCCAAGCGCUGCAGACCUCGGACAUAAUGGAGCAAGCCAUGCCCGAGUUACGCCGCAUCAUUGAAGCAGAAUCCGCCAAAGUCCGGCGUAAAUACGAGGCGAUAUUAGCGACCUUAAAAGGCGGUAUUCUGUUGACAUGUGAAGCAGGCUGGGUGUACUAUGACGACAACUGUUACCUGUUUCUACGUGGAGCGAAGGGCGGAUGGCAGAACGUGAGAGAAAAGUGCCAAUCCAGGGGUGCUUACCUUGCAGAGAUCAGAAGUGCUGAGGAAAACAGCUUCGUCAAGUCGGAAGCGCGGAAAGUUCGCGAUACAGGUGUGUUGGCUGCCAUAGAAUAUUGACUUAACUUAUUAGAA